This is a messenger RNA of Schistosoma rodhaini, 1651 nucleotides long. The record is from the annotation of a GenBank genome assembly. Lineage: Eukaryota; Metazoa; Platyhelminthes; Trematoda; Strigeidida; Schistosomatidae.
AAUGCAUCAUUAGAUAGACUGGAUUGUUUCACCGAUAUUUUUACUAUAUAUUGAUCGUUUCCAAUUGAUUUGUAUUUCUGUAUGCAGUUUGUCAUAUUUCUGUUUGGACUUUUAUUUCAUGUGCUGAAAUUGAACUUACAGUAUACGAGAGGUCAUUCUUGUCAAUACUGUCCUGAUGAAACAACACACAAAUAUUGCUCGAUCAUGAUCAAUACACCUCGAAAGUCAGCUUGUGCAUCAAAACUUCCUCCUCCUACAUCACAAACACCAACACCACCACCACCAACAACAACACAGUCGAACAUGACCAUGGUCACACGAUACACAACUGAGGAGGCGAAUGAGUUAGCCAAACUGGUAUUGAGAUAUCGGGAUAUUUGGAAAGACAAGAAACAGUCAUCCGCACUUGUCCAGAAACAUUUGUGGAUGCAAUUCUCACAGUAUCUACACUCGAAGGGAUGGCCGAGAAGGAACUGGACUCAGCUGCGUCGAAAGGGUCAGAGUUUGCUGAGGAAAUUCAAUGACAUGACAACCAACCAGUUGGAGGUGUCGAAAAGCAAUCCCAAUCCCCUUGAAAAUCCCUCGAACCACACGCCACUCUCCAGUUCCAAUGCAAACCCACACGUGAAUGGACACAUUGGUUCGGUGACCGAGAACCAGUCGAGUGUGCAUCGACCCAACUUGCCUACACUGACCCCGUCACCAGUGGUAAGCACCACCUCCAAACGUGCCACACCAUCACUCAGUUCCCCUACAAACCACGUGCAACCGAAUCCCCCAAACACAAGUGGUCCAAAAAUCCUCAACGCAUUCUCAACAGCUCACAUGUCUCAACAACUGGCCAUUCCACAUGAUGUUGCAGUGCUGCAGCCAACCACCACCAACAACAACAACAUGGUUGGUGAGGUGGCGAUUAACCGAGUUGCCUUACUGACUCCUCUGUCAUGUAUCUCGUUCGGAGUGGCGAGAGCCCAUACUGCAUCCGAAUCUCCUGUUCGAGAAGUGAAUAUGUCGAAGCCACCAUCGGACCAACCGAGUCGAAAUCCUGUGACUGCAACAAUUGAUUUAUCAGUGUCGAGUGAUGACGAGGAGAGCUGUCAAGAGUUGAGUGGAACGAGAGAUCAGGUGAACACGAAUCAUGUGAAUGAUUUGGGUGAAACGUCCGAGGAUAGUGUCACAUCGGAAUGUGAGGGAACCCCAUUGUCAGAGACGUUGAUUCACAAGCGAAUAAAAUGUCUAGAUCUGAAGAUUGAAAUUCUGCAGAUGAAGAAACAAUAUUGGUCGGAGAAACUGAAAUUAUCAUCGAAAAGCUGAAUGUUUGGUGAGAGGCGAUCCAUGCAUGAACUACCAUUGUGAUUGUCAUCAAUUCUAUUCAUGUGAAUAGUGCACAUUUGUAAAUUGAAUUUAUAUCUAUGUAUGUAUACAUAUUGUGACUGACCUAUCUAUCAAUGAAUGCACGAAAAUUGUUCUUCAUUUUCAUCAUUAUUGUGUAUUCGUGUGGUGUGUGUGUGUGAAGUUGUUUGUCUGUUAGUUCUUUUGUUUUGAAUCGAUUUGAAGUGGAGUGUUGUGCAAUACUGGUUUGUUUCAAAUGUUGAGUGGUUGACUACUCUGUUGCAUACUGUACAUAAUUAAAUUGAAAUGUUGGUUUUGU